This is a messenger RNA of Orycteropus afer afer, 1080 nucleotides long. It is a transcript of the gene RSAD2, whose product is annotated as radical S-adenosyl methionine domain containing 2. The coding region runs from base 1 to 1080 and encodes 359 amino acids. The transcript is spliced from 6 exons. Gene Ontology annotation, cellular component: endoplasmic reticulum; mitochondrion; endoplasmic reticulum membrane. Lineage: Eukaryota; Metazoa; Chordata; Mammalia; Tubulidentata; Orycteropodidae. Gene Ontology annotation, molecular function: 4 iron, 4 sulfur cluster binding; catalytic activity. Gene Ontology annotation, biological process: defense response to virus; positive regulation of immune response. The record is from RefSeq and is a predicted model, not a curated record.
AUGUGGAUGCUCACGCCAGUUGCUUUUGCUGGAAAGCUGCUGAAUGUUUUCAGGCAGCAGCUCACUUCUUUGUGGUGGACUCUGGUUCCACUAUUUUUCUGGUUCAGGACAACAAUUUGGUUUGCAGUUUUCCAGAGGAGACAGCAGCAGCAGGGUAAGGAAUCAAAAGAUAAGAACCAAAAGGAAGAAGAUGAACUGCCCACUAUUCCCACCAGCGUCAACUAUCAUUUCACUCGUCAGUGCAACUACAAAUGUGGCUUCUGUUUCCAUACUGCCAAAACAUCCUUUGUGUUGCCCCUCGAGGAUGCUAAAAGAGGACUGCUUUUGCUUAAGGAUGCAGGUAUGGAGAAGAUAAACUUUUCAGGAGGAGAGCCAUUUCUUCAUGACCGAGGACAACACCUAGGCGAGCUGGUGAAGUUCUGCAAAAUGGAGUUACAACUACCUAGUGUCAGCAUUGUGAGCAAUGGAAGCCUGAUCCGAGAGACGUGGUUCAAAAAUUAUGGUGAAUAUUUGGACAUACUUGCUAUCUCCUGUGAUAGCUUUGAUGAGCAAGUGAAUGUUCUUAUUGGUCGUGGCCAAGGAAAGAAGAACCAUGUCAAAAAUCUUCAAAAACUAAGGAUGUGGUGCAGGGAUUACCGAGUGGCAUUCAAGAUAAAUUCUGUCAUUAAUCGAUUCAAUGUGGAAGAGGAUAUGAAUGAACAGAUUCGUGCACUAAACCCUGUCCGCUGGAAAGUCUUCCAAUGCCUAAUAAUCGAGGGUGAGAAUUCUGGGGAAGAUGCUCUAAGAGAAGCAGAAAGAUUUGUCAUUAGUGAUGAAGAAUUUGAAAGAUUCUUAGACCGCCACAAAGAAGUUUCCUGUUUGGUGCCUGAAUCUAAUCAGAAGAUGAAAGACUCCUACCUUAUUCUGGAUGAAUAUAUGCGCUUUCUGAACUGUAGAAAUGGACGGAAGGAUCCUUCCAAGUCCAUCCUGGAUGUUGGAGUAGAAGCUGCUAUAAAAUUCAGUGGAUUUGAUGAGAAGAUGUUCCUAAAGCGAGGAGGAAAGUAUGUGUGGAGCAAAGCAGAUCUAAAGCUGGACUGGUAA